Messenger RNA from Bipolaris sorokiniana ND90Pr, 298 nucleotides. RefSeq lists its product as uncharacterized. The transcript is spliced from 2 exons. The record is from RefSeq and is a predicted model, not a curated record. NCBI's taxonomy places the organism in Eukaryota, Fungi, Ascomycota, Dothideomycetes, Pleosporales, Pleosporaceae. The annotation marks the transcript as partial.
ACCUCCAACCAUGUCCAAGAAGGGUAGCGACACACCAUCGUCAAUCCGCAUCCGCGAGAAUCAGAGGCGUUCGCGCAACCAGCGCAAGGAGCUUAUCCAGGACUUGCGCCGCCGAGUGCAGGAAUAUGAAAUCAAGGGCGUUGCCGCCACGCAGGAGAUGCAGCGCGCCGCACGCAAGGUCGCCGAGGAGAAUUCACUGUUAAGAAGUCUACUUGCCAGCCGUGGUGUGACGCAUAAUGAGGUAGAGGCAUAUCUGCGCUCCUUCAACACCAACACCGCUCCCACUACUCACACCACU